AUGACAAUACAUGAUGGAGUAUUAAUCACCGGUGCCAAUGGGUAUAUUGCUGAAUAUAUUAUCGAUCAUCUUUUACAAGAAAAUUAUGUCGUAAUUGGAACUGUUCGAAAUAAAAGUAAAGCUGAUAAGAUAAUGAAACUAUUUAACUAUUCUCCAGAUUUGAAAAUCGUAGUUAUUCCUGAUUUAACUAUCCCUCAUGUAUUUAGAGAUAUUUUUAUACAAUAUCAAAAUCAAAUCGAGUAUGUCAUUCAUACGGCUGGUCCAUUAGGAUUUGAUUAUACGAAUAUUUAUGAAGAAGUAAUUAGGCCUUCUGUAGAAGGAACAUUAAACUUGAUGAGAGAUAUCUCUAGAUAUGGUGGAGAAUCAAUUAAAAAAUUCAUCUUAACAUCAUCGUCUAGUGCUAUUGAACAUCCAGAUGGGUAUGUUAAUAAUAAAUCUAUUCAUACUGAAGAGACAUGGCCAUCUAUCACUCAAAGUGAAGGUUGUAAAAACGCAGUAAAUGGAUAUUAUGCCAGUAAAACUUUUGCUGAAAAGGAAGCUUGGAACUUUUAUAAACAAGGUAAUCUAAAAAAUUGUAAAAUGUGUUCUAUUAACCCGGAUUAUGUAAUGGGACCUAGAUUAUUUGAUGAAGAAGUUGUUGAUGUUAAUUCUUUGAACUAUUCAUUACAAGUUAUUAAUGAAUUUAUGGAUGUUGGUCUGGAUUAUAAGAUUGAUGAUAGACCUAUGGGUAGGUGUAUUGAUGUUAGAGAUGUCACGAGGGCACAUAUUAUGGCAAUGGAAAAUGAUAGCUUUAUCGAUAAAAGAAUUGUACUGUCAAAUGAAAUCUUUAGUGAACCUUUGAUUUUACAAUACUUGUACGAUGAAAUUCCUGAAUUACAUGGUAAAAUUCCAAACCCAUCCAAAACUAUCAUUCAAAAAUCUCCCAAGAGCGAUGAAAAUAGAGUAGUAGAUGUAGAUUAUUCCAAAAGUGCAAAACUUUUGAACUUCCAAUAUAUCCCAUUACGCCAAUCAGUUGCUGAUACUGGUAAACAACUCUUGAAAUUAUAUAAGUAA
This is a messenger RNA of Henningerozyma blattae CBS 6284, 1053 nucleotides long. RefSeq lists its product as uncharacterized. Lineage: Eukaryota; Fungi; Ascomycota; Saccharomycetes; Saccharomycetales; Saccharomycetaceae. Gene Ontology annotation, molecular function: oxidoreductase activity, acting on the CH-OH group of donors, NAD or NADP as acceptor. The record is from RefSeq and is a predicted model, not a curated record. Bases 1 to 1053 code for a protein of 350 amino acids. The transcript has a single exon.